GAGUUUACAGUCUAUGUUCCUUUCCGGUUCAUUUUACUGGGCGAACCAACCGGAAGUGAUCGCUCCGUGGUGCUGUGUUGAGGUGGAGACAGUCGUGUAAUUUAUUUACAUCUCCUACCUUCGUGUUUGAAUUCCUAACAUUUUAUAGCCUCCAGGACUCAUUUCAGCAAGAAUGACAGACCGUUACAACAUCCACAGUCAGCUGGAGCAUCUCCAAUCAAAGUAUAUUGGCACAGGACACGCCGACACCAGCAAGUGGGAAUGGCUGGUCAAUCAGCAUCGUGAUUCCUACUGCUCCUACAUGGGACAUUUUGACCUGCUGAACUACUUUGCUGUAGCUGAGAACGAGAGCAAAGCGCGUGUUCGUUUCAACCUGAUGGAGAAGAUGCUUCAGCCAUGUGGACCACCAGCAGAUAAACCUGAUGAUGCCUAGAUCUCACUGGAGUGAGCAGUGGGUGCUUUUUGUCAGAAACAAAAAAUUUCCAACUAAAACUGCUACUUCGUCCUUGUUUGACUCCACCAUCACUGGAUUCCUUGUCUACUUAUAGAAGAGAAGACUUUUUCAUUUUUUGGUUUUAUAUGGACCAGAUCAAAAUAUUUUCUUGCCCAGCACCAUUUUCUAAACAGUUGUUUGAAGGUGAAAGUGCUUCAACAGCUGAACAUAUACCAGAGAACAUAAUAGAAAGCAGGUAUAAAGUGGUGUACUUUCAUCUGCAUGUGCUUGCAUUAAAGGAUGGAGAUGUAUUCUUGAUUUCAUUAAAAUUUGUCGUUUUCUA
Molecule: messenger RNA, 776 nt
Organism: Oreochromis aureus
Lineage: Eukaryota; Metazoa; Chordata; Actinopteri; Cichliformes; Cichlidae
Gene: sf3b5
Product: splicing factor 3b, subunit 5
Exons: 2
Coding region: 173-433 (86 amino acids)
Biological process (GO): mRNA splicing, via spliceosome
Cellular component (GO): precatalytic spliceosome; U2 snRNP
Source: RefSeq, a predicted model, not a curated record